This is a messenger RNA of Ipomoea triloba (trilobed morning glory), 2197 nucleotides long. RefSeq names its product ABC transporter G family member 6-like. The transcript has a single exon. Lineage: Eukaryota; Viridiplantae; Streptophyta; Magnoliopsida; Solanales; Convolvulaceae. Gene Ontology annotation, cellular component: membrane. Gene Ontology annotation, molecular function: ABC-type transporter activity; ATP hydrolysis activity; ATP binding. The record is from RefSeq and is a predicted model, not a curated record. Bases 23 to 2197 code for a protein of 724 amino acids.
GAGAGAAAUAGCGUACCGUUUUAUGAUCGGAGACGGGGGCAUAAUGGAGGAGUCAAGCGUUGAAGCUUCUGAGGUAACGCUAGGCCAGCUAUUGAAGUAUGCCGGCGAUGCCGAGAAGGAGGUUACCGGAGAAGAGACUGCGGCGGCUAUUCCGGCCAACGAUCAAGUCGUUGAAGUGAACGGUUCUGGCAUGGAGGAACGUUCUCUUCCUUUCGUCCUCUCCUUCAACAACCUUACCUACAGUGUGAAAUCCCGGCGCAGAUUGAAGCUCCGGUGGGGUAUUAUUCCAUGCUGGAACAAAGUCAGCGUCUCCGCAACCCCUGCGGCGGCGGCGGGGAAAAAGUUGCUCCUCAAUGAUAUCUCAGGGGAGGCGCGUGAAGGAGAAAUCUUAGCUGUUCUCGGCGCGUCGGGAUCCGGAAAAUCCACUCUCAUAGACGCGCUGGCGUGCAGGAUUUCUAAGGAGAGCUUGAAAGGAGCAAUCACGCUCAACGGGGAGCCGUUGGACUUCCGGCUACUGAAAGUGAUAUCAGCUUACGUCAUGCAAGACGAUCUUCUGUAUCCGAUGCUCACUGUCGAAGAGACGCUCAUGUUCGCGGCGGAGUUCCGCCUCCCGCGGACUCUCACGAAUUCGAAGAAGAAGAUGAGAGUGGAAGCGUUGAUUGAUCAACUAGGUCUCCGUAACGCCGCGGGGACGAUCAUCGGCGACGAAGGCCACCGCGGAGUCUCCGGCGGAGAGAGGCGGCGCGUCUCGAUCGGAAUCGAUAUCAUUCACGAUCCGAUCAUUCUGUUCCUCGACGAGCCGACUUCCGGCCUCGAUUCCACCAGCGCUUUCAAUGUAGUCAAGGUUUUACAGCGAAUUGCUGAGAGCGGAAGCAUUGUUAUCCUGUCGAUUCACCAGCCGAGUUCUCGGAUCGUCGGAUUACUCAACCGCCUGAUUUUCCUCUCCCGUGGAGAAACGGUUUACAGCGGAUCUCCGGUCAAUUUGCACCAAUUCCUCUCAGAUUUCGGGCAUCAAGUUCCAGAAAGCGAAAACCGGGUCGAAUUCGCUCUAGACCUAAUCCGCGAACUCGAAGGUUCACCGGAAGGGACGAAAAGCCUGGUCGAGUUCAGCCGGAGAUGGAGCGAUGGCCGGAACUCCGAACCGGCGGUUCACAGUUUGUCAUUGAAAGAAGCUAUCAAUGCCAGCGUUUCUCAAGGGAAGCUAGUAUCCGGUGCUACAAACGACGCUAAUAAUCCGGUUUCAUCAGUGCCGGCAUAUGCUAAUUCACUCUGGACAGAAAUGGCGGUUUUAUCAAAACGGUCCUUCAGAAAUCUGCGGCGAAUGCCGGAGAUCAUAGGCUUCAGACUCGGAAUAGUUUCGAUUACCGGUUUCAUCUUAGCCACAAUGUUCUGGCGGCUCGACAAUUCCCCUAAAGGAAUCCAGGAAAGGCUAGGGUUUUUCGCGUUCGCAAUGUCAACCACUUUCUACACCUGCGCCGAUACAUUACCGGUGUUCAUCCAGGAAAGGUAUAUUUUCCUCCGUGAAACAGCUCACAACGCGUACCGGAGAUCAUCUUAUUGCCUCUCCCACGCUCUGGUAUCCAUCCCGAUGCUUAUUAUCCUCGCGUUCGUAUUCUCCGCCACCACAUUCUGGGCGGCAGGGCUCGGCGGCGGAGCCUCCGGCUUCUUCUUCUACUACGCCAUCAUCCUGGCCUCAUUCUGGGCCGGAAAUUCAUUCGUCACAUUCCUCUCCAGCGUCGUCCCAUACAUCAUGCUCGCAUACAUCCUCGUCGUCGCAAUUCUCGCCUAUUUCCUCCUCUUCAGCGGAUUCUUCAUGAACCGCGGCCGGAUCCCGCUCUACUGGAUCUGGUUCCACUACAUUUCUCUGAUCAAAUACCCCUACGAAGCCGUCCUGCAAAAUGAAUUUGAGGAUCCGACCAAAUGCUUCGUCCGAGGAGCGCAGAUGUUCGACGAAACGCCGCUCAGCGCCGUGCCGAACGCUUUGAAGGAGAAGCUCCUGGCCGCUUUGGGCGACACCUUGAAGAUGAGGAUCACGAGCUCCACGUGCGUGACCACCGGCGCCGACAUUCUGGCCCUGCAAGGAGUCACCGACUUAAGCAAAUGGAACUGCUUGUGGAUCACCGUUGCAUGGGGUUUCUUCUUUAGGAUUUUGUUUUACUUCUCGUUGUUGCUGGGAAGCAGGAAUAAGAGGCGGUAA